Messenger RNA from Trichechus manatus latirostris (Florida manatee), 818 nucleotides. It is a transcript of the gene SNRPC, whose product is annotated as small nuclear ribonucleoprotein polypeptide C. The record is from RefSeq and is a predicted model, not a curated record. NCBI's taxonomy places the organism in Eukaryota, Metazoa, Chordata, Mammalia, Sirenia, Trichechidae. The transcript has 6 exons. Gene Ontology annotation, biological process: mRNA 5'-splice site recognition; spliceosomal snRNP assembly; mRNA splicing, via spliceosome. Bases 45 to 524 code for a protein of 159 amino acids. Gene Ontology annotation, molecular function: zinc ion binding; pre-mRNA 5'-splice site binding. Gene Ontology annotation, cellular component: nucleus; U1 snRNP.
UCCGGGCGGCGCGGAACGGAGCAGGCAACGGCCGGUGGAGCAGCAUGCCCAAGUUUUAUUGUGACUACUGCGAUACAUACCUCACCCAUGACUCUCCAUCUGUGAGAAAGACACACUGCAGUGGUAGGAAACACAAAGAGAAUGUGAAAGACUACUAUCAGAAAUGGAUGGAAGAGCAGGCUCAGAGCCUGAUUGACAAAACAACGGCUGCAUUUCAACAAGGAAAGAUACCUCCUACUCCAUUCUCUGCUCCUCCUCCAGCAGGGGCGAUGAUCCCACCUCCCCCCAGUCUCCCGGGUCCUCCUCGUCCUGGGAUGAUGCCAGCACCCCAUAUGGGGGGACCUCCCAUGAUGCCAAUGAUGGGCCCUCCUCCUCCUGGGAUGAUGCCAGUGGGACCUGCUCCUGGAAUGAGGCCACCCAUGGGAGGCCACAUGCCAAUGAUGCCUGGGCCCCCAAUGAUGAGGCCUCCCGCCCGUCCCAUGAUGGUGCCCACUCGGCCAGGAAUGACUCGACCAGACAGAUAAGGACCAAGGGCAGCCGCUUUGUAUCAGUUUUAUAUUGCUUAUACUACUUCACCAGGAGCUCAUGGUGCUUUGACUCUGAGUGUUUUCUAACAGCAUGACAAGAAAGACUUGCUACUCCUUUCUAUCAAAGAGAGAAUAGUUUUGGAGUGGAGUAGUAGACAAAAACAAAAGAGGGCAAUUUUUGCUUGUAUUGUGAUUUGUGAAAAUAAAAUUGUCAACUCUUUUAGUUAAAAAUGUGUUCCCAUUUUUAUCCCCUCUGUAUUCUUCGUGUAUUAUAAAGGAAAUGAAACAUUC